GAGAGAGAGAGAGAGAGAGAGAGAGCGAGAGAGAGAUGAGCGUUUUCCUCUCUCCUCCCUAAAGCAUCUCGGCGUGAGGGGAAUUUGGGAGAGUGGGAACUCAACCGCAAAGUUGACGAACUUUUCACAUCUUUUACAAACGCCAUUUUGAUUCGUCUCCGGAACAACUUUUGCAGCUUCUUUCUGUUUCUCUCUCUUUCUCUCUCUCCUCAGCUCACCAUCAUCAUCACCAUGUCUCGGCGAAAGCAACCCAACCCCAACAAAGUCAAGCUGUGAGCAGUGGUUGCUGACACACGAGGUGCACUGCGGUCUCUCUUCAACCUCCGAACGGCAGCAGAAUAACACAACCUCGUCUGAGGACGGUUAUGGAAAAUACAACAGAUGAGGCAAGAACAGAAUCUGCAAAUUGCACCCUUAGUAGGGAGGAGGCGGAGCAAAGCGAUGAGUGCCAGAGCCCCGCCCCCACAGGAACACAAACAACACACACAGAGAGUUCUACCAGUGUAGAGGAGGAAGCAAAUGAAUGGGAGAACGGACAGAAUAGAUUAGACGGAGAGAUGGAGGUAGCCGAUGGGGUGGACCUGUCUUCCAUUAACUCCAUGAUGAGCACUGUGAUGAAAGCAGCUCAGCUUAACGGCAGCGUAGACUCCGCCCACACCACGCCCAGUAAGGUGUCCAUCAAAAGCCCCAGCACCAACCGCAGUGGAAGAAAGACCCAGGAAGCCAAAGAUGACAGCGGGUGUAUCAUCUGUCCACUGUGUGAUAAGAGCUUUCAGACCCAACACCAGCUCACCAUGCACAUCCGCCAGCACAACACCGAUAGCGGGACUGCGGACCACUCUUGCAGUAUCUGCGGGAAGGCUCUGAGCUCGGCGAGCUCUCUGGAUCGUCACAUGCUAGUGCACAGUGGAGAGAGACCCUACACAUGCUCUGUGUGCCAUCAGACUUUCACCACCAAUGGCAACAUGCACAGACACAUGAAGAUCCACGAGAAGGACGCCAGCUCCAUCCCCAACAGUCCGAGUCGGUCUCCACUUAAGCGACGACGUACCUCUACAGCCAAACGCAAACUAAGCCACGAUGAAGACAUUGAGAAGACAGAGGAGACAACUAGCAAAAAGGUCAAAGAAAAUAGCGUUGUAGAUGAGCAGAGUUUGAACAAAGGACAGGAAGAAGUCUUGUGUCCUAUCUGCUUCAAGACCCUCACCUGCAGAAACGACUUUGAUGCCCACAUGGAGACCCAUCCUGACACUACACUGAGAUGUGAUUUAUGCUGCAUCUCAUUCCGGACACAACGAAGUUUGCUCCGCCACAAUGCAGCUACCCAUAAGCAGCUACCCACAGACCCCAACGGACAACCCUUUAUUCAGAACAACCCAUCCAUCCCUCUUGGCUUUAAUGAUCUGGCUUUCAUUGACUUUUCAUGCCAGAAGUUCCCGCAAAUUGCCCAGAUUUGGUGUGAAACCAACCUUCGGCGAUGCACUGGCAAAUUCCAUCGUUUUGUAUGUGAUGCAUGCGAUAAGGCAUUCCCUCUUAGCUCGGCUCUGGACUUGCACAAAGCCUCUCAUGAGACUUCCAGUGGCACCCAAGAGACAACUUCACCCUUAAUUAUGAAAGAUGAGCCUCCCACUCCUGAGAAAAGCAGCUUCAUGGACUCUCUGGGCUUGCAGCACAUCUCUCAGGUUAAGCCUGCCCCCUCAGAAGAGGAUGUCCAGCAGGCCAAGCUAGAUAGCAUUCGGGUUAUCCACGUGGAGCAGAAUCAGUCCUCUGUACCUCAGGAGGCUGGCCUUGUUGGAGGGGCUAACCUGUCUCUUGUAGACCCAACGACUCUUCAUGGUCUGUCCCAUCAAGAGGCUCUCAAACUGCUGUCCCUUCAGCCCUUCCAGACUGGUUUUCUGGUGCAACCAGAUGGUGGUAUGGUAGUGAAGCCAGUUUGUGGUGAAUCCAACAUGGAACUCGCUGAUAUACAGCAAAUAAUCAAAGUAACUUCCGCUGCCCGUAACCAAAUCACGCUCCCACCCUUAUCCAAGGCGCCUUUUAGUGCCGUGCAGUUGGGCUACAAGCAGAUGCCUCCACUCAAGCCAAAGCCCUUGGUGGCUCCCAGAACCAGUAUGGUAGCUUCAACUCCACCACCCCUAUUGAACACCCAGCAAGCUUCCUUGGGCUGUGUCAGCCCUAGCCUCCCACCCCCUGCCAGCUAUCCUCUCAAGACAGUUCGGGACCUCUCCCCAUCUUCCUCAUCCAAUUCUGCCAACAACCAUGCUUCGGCAGAGAGGAUACAAAUGGAGGCCGACUGCAUGGGAGAUGCCCAUACCCCAAUGGACAUGGAUGAAAGACAUAUCAAACAGGAGAACGGCAAGUUAGAAGAGACCACUGGAAAGAAGGGAACAUCUCAAAAGGGCUCGUACCCCUGCCGAUUUUGUGACCAGGUCUUUGCAUUUUCUGGUGUACUGCAGGCACAUAUGCGAUAUCAUUUGGGCAUCCUACGCCACCAAUGCAAUAUCUGUGACUAUGUUGCCCCAGACAAGGCAACACUGAUCCGUCAUUUGAGAACGCACAGUGGUGAACGUCCCUAUGUCUGCCAGCUCUGUCAUUACCCAUUUACUGUCAAGGCUAACUGUGAGCGACACCUUCGCAAAAAGCACAUGAAAAGCAAUCGCAAGGAGAUUGAGAAAAACAUUAAGUAUGUUACCUCGUCCACACCAGACAUACUGGAGCAGGCUGGAACUAGUGAAACUACCUGCCGCUUCUGCGGGGAGGACCUAAAGACCUUUCGAGCCCUGCAGAUACACUUGCGCACACACAAUGGCUGCCAGCGAAAGCCAUUUGAGUGCAACCGUUGUGGAGCAGCUUUCCUUGCCAAGCGUAACUGUAUCCAUCACCUUCUGAAACAACAUCCAGAGGUCCAAGAGCAGGAUAUUGAAGAGCACAUAAUCACUCUUCUAGCUGCAUCAACCCAAAAUAGCCCAAAUCCAUCUCCUCUCAAUGGGGUUUCUCCUAGCACUGUAGUGCAGCCUAUCAAAGUUGAGGACCUUAGCUUUUUCAACGUAGAUAUGGAUCAACCUCUGGACUUCUCUAACAAAAGCCGUGGGAGCAGCAGUGCUGGAAGUGUGAGUGGAUCUCCUGGGAUCAAAAUUGAACCUGUCUCUUAUGACUCUAGCAUGGAACCAAUUGACCUCUCUAUUCCUAAGAAUCCUGUGAAGAAGCUUAAACAAGACAUUGAGGCCAAAUUGCCAAGGGAGGUUAAGAAAGAACAGUCAUCAAUUAGCAUACUUGCACAAGCUCUUCAGGCCGAGAAGUCCAAUGAUGAGAAGUCUCAACCUCUUGGAUGCUACCAGGUCCCUGUUGCUUUGUCCUCCCUUACUGGUAGCACUAAUGCUGCAGGAAGGCUCUUGCGUUUAAAGCCCCUGCUUCCUAAACCUUCCUCUGCUGCUGUGAAGGAGCUUCCACCACUAGCAUCCAUUGCUCAGAUCAUUUCCUCAGUUUCUGGUGCCCCUGACCUUCUUAAAUGGGACAACACUUGUAGUCUUCAGGCUGAUUCUGACACACAUGGCAAGCAAGAAUCACCAGAUAUUUUGACUGAAGAGCUCUUACUAGAGAGCUCAAAGAAGAGGUCCAGGAAAAGGCCUACCAACAGCACAGUGAAAGAGAAACCUGUGAUGAAUGCCACAGACCCAAGUAUUGAUUUGGAGUCUAGUGGGGAGUUUGCUAGUGUUGAGAGGAUGUUGGCAACCACUGAUGCCAACAAGUUCAGUGCCUAUCUUCAGACCAACACAAUUGAUUUGGCAAGAAAAGGCAGGCAGCAGCCAGGUGCUAGUGACGAGAAAGAAGUGAAUGAUGAGAAACACUUGCCAGCCCAGCAGUCCAAAGGAAAGAAGAAUGCAUACUCAAAUUCUGUGCAAAAGAUGACUUGCCCCUUUUGUCCCAGAGUUUUCCCUUGGUCCAGCUCGCUUCAGCGCCACAUGUUAACACACACAGGUCAGAAGCCAUAUCCUUGUCCCCAGUGUGAUGCCUUCUUCUCGACCAAGUCCAAUUGUGAGCGACAUCUUUUACGCAAACAUGGCGUUUCCAACAGAGUGCUUCGACGCAAUGGUGCAAUACCCAAGCCUAAGGAAGCAGAGGAAGGCUCACCAGAGAGUGCAGAGAGCUCAUCUGAGACGGAGCUUCUUGUGAGUGAGGCAAUGGAUCUCACAAGAUCAGACCCUGAGAAGCCUGUGGCAUCAGAUGCUGAGAAACCUUCACCAGCUAAGCCGACAGAGGCAGCCGUGGUAGAGCCUCUUCCUCACAAAGAAGAGGACCCAACAGCCCUCGAGUCUUUGAAGCACAAUGACCCAGAAAAAGAGGAUGGCGAUUCCCAUAGCAAUAAGACCCUUGACUUGACAUUUGUUUCCAAGCCAAAGGAUUUCAAGAUCACUGAGAAAGACAAGCCGCAGUCCUCCCCUACAGCAGACAGCGACAUGUCUGACAAAGCAACACCCCAGGAGGAGUCCAAAUUGACCUGCAAGAGUUGCAAGAAGAGCUUCCGCUAUGCUGCUACCUUGACCAGACACGAGAAAGUUCACCAGCUGGAUGUAGCAUCAGACUCCACUAAUGGACCGGAACAAAGCCUCACAAAAUCAGAUGAUCCAAUUGUGCCUUGUGAAAAUAAGAAAGCGGUUACAGAAGAAGAGGUGGAGAGUGUAAGGAAGGGCACAGCAGAGAACGAGGGAAUGGGCAGUGUGGUGGAGAGUGGGUCUGAGGAGGAUAAAGAGGAGAGGAGUGAUGAAGAGGGAGCUGCAACUGAACCAAAGAGUGCUGAGGGAGAGACUGAAGAACCUGGCAGCAAGCCGGACAAGAGAAAAAAGGUGUGCAGUAUAUGCAAUAAACGUUUCUGGAGCCUUCAGGACCUCACCAGACACAUGCGCUCUCACACAGGUGAGAGGCCUUACAAAUGCCAGACAUGUGAGCGCACGUUCACCCUCAAGCACAGUUUGGUCCGACAUCAGCGAAUCCACCAGAAACUCCGUGGAGCGGAUAGUGAUGGUUCGACUUGCGGGGUCACAGGUGGACCAGACGAGGACGGCUUCAGCGGGCGUUCGGCUAGCGAAGGCGAGUGCACACCCACCAGCACCAAUCCACCCUCUGAGAACGAAAGUGAAUUAUCAGACACUGUAAAGGGGGAACCAACCUCACAGGAGAAAGAGGAUUGUGUACCCUCUGCGGAAACUGAAGAGUUUAAACUAACCUUCAAGACAAAACCUGCAUCAGCAACAGAGACACCCAAAGAACAUCCAGCAGAGAAACAAGCAUCGGAUUCACCCACCGCAUCCGACUUAGAGCCGUCGGAGGGAUUCAUUCAAGGCUUACUGGAGAUCCACACCAAGCCCACUACUGAGCACAUUUUGCCCACCCCCGAGCCGCCACUGCUUGGCGCGGAGUGAAGAGCGACUCUUUUCUUGUGGUGAAAUAUGCUGCAACAAGAAGCAGUGCCAUAUAACAAAAGUACAUUGCAAUGAGAAAAAAGAAGCAAUGACUCUUUCCAAGUGCCUUUCUACUUUUUUUGCUAUAUCUUUAUCAGCAUUUACCAUGAUCGAAAGUUGAUUUUUAUAGUAUUUUACGAUUUUUUUGUGUAAUCCUGAGAGAACUACUUUAAGCAAUAUAUGAACAAAUUUGCAUAUCGUAUUGUACAGUUCAGAGACUUAUGAAAAGCAAGUUUAUACCCUUACCAGUGACGGCUGAGAUUAACAAGAGGACAUGUUUCUACUGAGAGGCUUGCACCCAAGUGCAUAACUGGAAUACGCAAAGACGACUUGUUCACCAUAGGGCUUCUUCGUUGCUGUUUGUCCUCUUUAAUUUCCCAUUUUGUGUAAUUCGUUUAAUGACGGAGGCUUCCAGAGUAAUUGUUUUAUAACAGAGCUCUGUUAUUCUGGGUGCUGUCGUGUAAAGAUGUUUUGGGGAAACAGCCAAGCAAAACGAUGUUCAGCAGCUGCCGCGUUAAGUAUAUGGGCAAUGUUUGCCCAAAACAGGUGAUGAAUGUCCAGCUGUGCUGAUUGUGUCAAUGUGUUUAGUUAGCAUUUGUGUUCCAUUUUUUGGCACAAAAGGAUGGUUUUUAAUGUGGGAAGGCAAUGUUUUUAGAUUUAAGGGCUCUUGAAUUAUGUCCCUCAAGCCCCGUCUCAGCUCCUUAAGAAUACAAAAAUAAAAAAGCAAACACACUGAGGAAUUACAGGAAGCCCAUGAGUUAUGAAUCUGAUGUACUUGACAAAAAUACGAUGAAAUGUGUACCUGUGUCCAGGGUUACCGUCUUCCAAAAGCUUCACUUUUUAAGCCUUACUCUUUCGUCUGAGCAUUUAGGCAGGUGUCUCACUUUCUGCCGGGCUCACGAACUAGAACUCAUGGUGUACUUGAACCCUGUCGCCCUGCUGCCUCCUUCCAGGACGUCGUCCUGAAGCGCUCCUCAACUAGGAGGACCCCAUGUCAAUCACACGUUCUUUUGUGUAGUGUUGGAUCUCUUUGACCUCUCAGUUUUAUGAACUCGUGUUGUAAAGAAACCUCAGACACAAACAAAGCAAACCUCAAAGGGCAUGGAGACUGUAUGAAAAUUGUGUGGACUGGUAAGCAUCUUCAAUUAUAGGUCUCCUGAUUUCCUGGAGCAGCCGUUUACCCAAACGGAUGCCUGUUGAUCGGCACGUGCCGAAGUGCAAUGACAGAAUACGAAAUGCAAGCAAACAAGGAAAAGGAAUAUUGAACCAAUAGUGGGGCUGAGGAGAGAGUUUGCUGUGCGCCCCCUAGUGGUGAAGAUCUAACAUCUCUGCUCAGGCACGAGACUUGUAGUAUUGGAUGAACUUGAAUGCAAUCGCUUUAUCUGUGUAUUCCGGGACUUCUGCUUCCCCCGAUGCCUUUUCCUGGGUUCAUGCGAGUGUGUUUUGUGUUGGUUGUGUGCAGAAGUGACUGGUUUCCUGGUAAGAAUGCUCACAGAUGUUUUUAAUGUAUUUAUUAUGACCCAGUGCGGGUGAAGAAGUAAAUGUGGAGAAGCCAUGUAUUAACACAAUUAUGCUGCAUAAAAAUGAUUCAAAUUCAAUACUUAGCAUCCCAGCUUUGAUCUGGGUCCUUGAUGAUGAUGAUAAUAAUCACUUUUGAUCUGAAAGCUUUAUGUAGAUCUUUGUAUGCAUUUUUUUUUUUAGAAUGUGUGGUCUGUUUCUGUUAUCUUAUUAUUAUGAUGAUUAUUUCAGUUUGACAGAGAUAAAAGUUGUUUUCAUUGAUAUAUUCUUUUGUGUAUAAAACUGUGAAGUUUACUGUUAUUCUGCUAUGGGUGGAUCUGUAGGGUAGUUUUGCAUGAUAACCUUUUAUGUUGUUCAGUUAUAAUAAUUGUUUUCGGUUUCGCCCCUCCUGCCGCCCCGCUCUGUCUCACUCUCAGGGUUCAUACAAAAGGCUUUCUCAAAUCGUCAUUUUUCUUGCAACAAAAAAUUCUCUUCACAUAUGAUUUCUGAAUAUGUUGAAUCGUCAAUCACUACUUUUUUUAGCACUUGACUGUGAAUUCAAAUGAACAGGGUGGAGUUCUCAAAUCCACAUUCCACUCAUGGGCUUUCUACAAGAUAUGUUCUCCUUUUUCUGUUUUUUUAUUUUAAUCCUCCCCGUCUCUUUGGAAAAACGCAGCGGAAUGAGACCUGUCACUGUUUGACGUGCUGACUGAUGUAAAAGGGAGCUUUGUGUCGCUGCUACAUCCCCAAAAAUAAUUCUACUGGACUUGAAUGGAACCAGAAUCACCAGAACAUUUUUGGUACACUACUCUUGUUCUUCAGAAUC
Sinocyclocheilus grahami is the source of this 7782-nucleotide messenger RNA. RefSeq names its product ras responsive element binding protein 1a (gene rreb1a). Lineage: Eukaryota; Metazoa; Chordata; Actinopteri; Cypriniformes; Cyprinidae. Gene Ontology annotation, biological process: regulation of transcription by RNA polymerase II. Gene Ontology annotation, cellular component: nucleus. The record is from RefSeq and is a predicted model, not a curated record. Bases 366 to 5420 code for a protein of 1684 amino acids. Gene Ontology annotation, molecular function: RNA polymerase II cis-regulatory region sequence-specific DNA binding; DNA-binding transcription activator activity, RNA polymerase II-specific. The transcript is spliced from 13 exons.